Messenger RNA from Synchytrium microbalum, 951 nucleotides. Its product is annotated as pyridoxal 5'-phosphate synthase (glutamine hydrolysing). Gene Ontology annotation, biological process: amino acid metabolic process; pyridoxine biosynthetic process; pyridoxal 5'-phosphate biosynthetic process. Gene Ontology annotation, molecular function: amine-lyase activity. The transcript has 5 exons. NCBI's taxonomy places the organism in Eukaryota, Fungi, Chytridiomycota, Chytridiomycetes, Synchytriales, Synchytriaceae. The record is from RefSeq and is a predicted model, not a curated record. The coding region runs from base 1 to 951 and encodes 316 amino acids.
AUGUCCUUCAAUACUCCUUCAAACCUGGUCCAGGAAUACGCUAACGGCCACGCCAACGGCAUAAAUGGCAGGCCAAAGACUGACUUUGCUCUCAAGGCUGGUCUCGCUCAAAUGCUAAAGGGCGGAGUCAUUAUGGAUGUCACCAAUGCUCAACAAGCAAAGAUUGCCGAAGAGGCUGGUGCUUGCGCUGUCAUGGCUCUUGAACGUAUCCCUGCCGAUAUCAGGAAAGAAGGCGGUGUCGCUCGAAUGUCUGACCCUCAACUAAUCAAAGAAAUCAAACGAUCCGUCACAAUCCCCGUAAUGGCCAAGGUCCGAAUAGGCCAUUUCGUAGAAGCCCAAAUCCUAGAACAUUUGGGUGUAGACUAUAUUGACGAAUCCGAAGUAUUGACUCCCGCUGACGACAUACAUCACAUUGAUAAGUCACAAUACAAGGUACCCUUUGUAUGUGGGUGUCGUGGCCUAGGUGAAGCCUUGAGAAGAAUCAAUGAAGGUGCUGCCAUGAUUCGAACAAAGGGUGAAGCUGGUACUGGUGAUGUAGUGGAAGCUGUACGACAUGCUAGAACUCUGUUUGGGGAAAUUCGUAAAGCUCAAGCUUGCAGUCCUGAAGAAUUAUAUACGUAUGCUAAGGAAUUGGGUGCUCCAUAUGAUGUGCUCAAGGAAACUGUACGAUUGGGUAGAUUGCCGGUUGUCAACUUUGCUGCUGGUGGUAUCGCCACUCCAGCUGACGCUGCAUUAAUGAUGCAGUUAGGUGUCGAUGGUGUCUUUGUUGGAUCAGGUAUCUUCAAAUCUGGAGAUCCAAGCAAACGUGCUAGAGCCAUCGUACAAGCUACUACUCACUUCAAAGAUGCUAAAGUGUUGGCUGAAGUAUCAGAGGAUCUGGGAGAAGCUAUGGUUGGUAUCAACUAUGACAAACUACCGGAAGCUGAAAGGCUGGCUCAACGUGGAUGGUAA